Molecule: messenger RNA, 5649 nt
Organism: Spirodela intermedia
Lineage: Eukaryota; Viridiplantae; Streptophyta; Magnoliopsida; Alismatales; Araceae
Source: the annotation of a GenBank genome assembly
AUGCUUGGCGGCUGCGGCGGCGGCGGAGGUGGUGGCGCCGCCACCACGUUGGUAUGGUUCAGGAGGGAUCUGAGGUUGGAGGAUAACCCAGCCCUGACCGCGGCUGUGAGGGCCGGGUACGUGGUGGCUGUCUUCAUAUGGGCCCCUGAGGAAGAGGGACACUACUACCCCGGGAGGGCGUCGAGAUGGUGGCUGAGCCAGAGCCUCCGGCACCUGGACUGCUCCCUCAGGAGCCUCGGCACCACUCUCGUCACCAAGAGGUCGUCCGACACAGCUUCCAGCCUCUUGGAUGUCGUCCGUUCUACCGGGGCGACCCAGGUCUUCUUCAAUCACCUCUACGGUCAGUGAAAAUUCCUUCCUUCUUCGUCUCCAUUGAAUUUAUCUGCCGUUUGAUGCGUCCGAUUCGGUUCUUCUCUUUACCAAUAUAUAUAUCUAUAUAUAUAUAUAUAUGCAUGUAUGUAUGUAUGUAUAGAAUAUGAAUUCCCCCCUUUUUCGCCGGAUUUUCUCAUUCCGUGCUCCAUCAUCAUUUGAUAACGAUGGGUUUUCUCUGUUUCUAAAGAUUUCCCUCCUUUUUAGGGUUUGAUGGGGAAGGGUAGGGGAUGGUGGCUUGAAUUUUUGAGGCUAUCCUGCAGCUUUCCUAAUGAACAGGCGGAGGGUCACGUAGUUCCUUUCCUCAUUUUUUUUCACCUCUAGGCACUUCGUCUUUUCUGAUUUUCUCAGGUUGAAGUAAAUAUUGAUGCCUAUCCAUAUAAAUUAUACAUCGAUUUAACUGGUCAAAUAAGGUAGUUUCUUUCAUGGCAAUCGAUUGAACAACCAAAAAUUUCUCUUUUAAGGUGAUUUGAGGGUGGGGGGAGGUGGGGGACAGUGGGUGUUACCAUCUGCUUCUAGUACAUCUUCUGGGAAAUAAUUUGGAGUCCAGGGCCAGAUCUUUGAAAGUUGAGGACUCGGGGACAAUGGCUUCACAGGAGAUCAAUACUUCCAUCCCGAGGAUGCAUCCACUGAUAAGAUUCCUGAUAGCUGCAAGCUCAGUGGGGAGUUUUUGGGAUGCUCGAAGACUUUCUACGUUCAGUGAGGAGAAGUUUCUCAUGCCAUAAAGCUUCUCAGAGUAUGAUCGAGGUAGCCUUUUUGCCUGGAGAAGGCUGAUGUAUACACUUCCCACUGCCUCAGAGUACUUCCAGCAUUGGUGUGAACUAGUCACAGGAAGAUUCUUGGCUUGUUAUCCCAUCUGGCAGCUGAUUUUUCUCAGAGCGGGUUUUUUGUGAGAGAAAACAAGAAGCACCAGAAACAAAACUGGGACCUGGCCAAUGGUGAUAGUUGGUAAAUACAAGAAAUGGCAGUGGAAUCUGCCCAGUGGUUGACUUUGAGUGACGGAGCCUGCCACUGUUUGAGGUUAAUCGACUCCAAUACAAGGAAGAUUUAUUUAAUAGCAACUGGAGACAAGACUCUCUCUCUCUCUCUCUCCCUUUUUUCUUAACUCACCCACCUCCUCUUGAAGGGUGCUUUUGUACCAUUUAAAACAAUAGACUUUUUCUAGAACCGUGGUUCUCAAAUGAAUGUCUCAUAUGUGGGAGCGAUUUGCAUGUAGUUAAUGCUUCCAUGCGAAAAUUGUAGUCAAUGCAUAGAAAAAAAAAUCACAUGAUUUUUAUGGAAAUUGGUGCUGGGGCGCACCAUUUAGACAACCAUCACUGAGGGUUUAUCUUUGAUUUUAUUUUUUCAAAAAUGUCUGCUCAAUUAUCUGGCCCUAUGGGGUUGAGCCAGUCGGGGGGUUUAUUUUCAUUUUUAUUCUUUAACGUGGGGGAUAGAUGAAUUAGAUGAACAAAGAAUGUGUGACGGGUCAUGAGAAGGUUAUUCCCGGUAGGUACUUAAUUGAUUACAGUUUUUUUAAUUCAAAGGUUAUCAUGAAUCUGUGAUCUGCAUCAUGGGCCAAUGAGGUGUGGCAACAGAUACUGUCAUCUCAUAUCAUGAAAAUUCAGCAUUUCAAAUUUUUUUUGAGAAACAGUGCUAGUGAGUGUGGAUGGACCUUAUCAUUUCUUGAUAGAAUAAAAUGAUUAUUUUACAAUCUCAUGGAAUUGGACUGGCCUAUAUUAGCAAGAAGAAAAUUUAUUUUCGCUUUUUACGGCAACUUCGUGGCUCAAGUAGUUCAUCUCCUGAUGCGUCCUUGAAAUUCAGCCCAUAUGUGUUCCGAGUAUUCAGGUAUAUUUUGGGAAUUUUUAUUAAACAUUUGAUGCCUUUUCUUUCUUUUGUAGAUCCGCUAUCUCUUGUCAGGGAUCACCGGUUGAAGGAGCUUCUAACUGCUCAAGGGAUAACAGUGCGAUCGUUCAAUGCAGAUCUGCUUUAUGAACCUUGGGAAGUUAAUGAUGAUGAAGGUCGACCAUUUUCAACUUUUGCUAAUUUCUGGAACAAAUGCCUCAGCAUGCCGUACGAUCCUACGGCCCCGUUGCUCCCACCUAAAAGAAUAAUACCAGGUACGUACAUCAGCUAUAUUUUCCGAAGUUCUUUCUUAGAUGAAAUAUAAAUGCAGAUGCUGUUAUUUUUGCUUCAUUAGUUAUGUUCUCCCUAACUGUUUAUUUGACCCAAAUGAUUAAUGCAUCUUCUCUGCGUAGCCUUUUUCAACUUUUUUUCUUCAAAAGAAAUAAAAGGUUUACCAAUAUCCAGCGUUAGUUGAUUAUCGACUGCCGCAUAUUGGUCUCCUCUCUGUCUUAAUUCCAUCUUUACUCUGAAGACCAACUCUGAUGAACUUGAAUCAUUUGUAUGAAUCUGGCGUCUUGUGCUUCAACAUUCUGGCUCUGGGCCAAAAGAUGAGCUAUAAAUUUUUCUCUCUCGGCAGCAUUCAGAGAUUCUUCCAUAAUCUUGCUCUUAUGUCAUACCAUGUUACCUUUAAUUUAAAAUCAUAAACUAACUUCAUGUUUUAUAUUUAAAAUUAUAAACAUACUGUGUUACAUAAUAUGCAUUUGUAUACUCACCCAUGAGUGUACUACUACUAGGUGUUCAUAUAAAAAAAAUAGUUGGCAACUUGUGAAACUUGAAGUUAGGUGUUUUCUAUUUAUGUUAGAUAUAUAAAACAUUUUUUCUAGGGUUGUCAAUUCGAAAUGCAUGCUAUAACGAUUUCAACGGCGUAAAAUUUUAUUUGUUGGAGAUAGAUGGGUCCAUGAUCGAAAAGUAUCAUCCAGAGAUGAAUAACCUUCUUGAAAAACCUCACACAAUGAUUGAUAUAACUCUUGUAUUUCCCUCUCACGCCUUUGCAUCGGACAUGUGCUCAAGUUGACAAUAUGGAUGACUUCAUGCUGCACCGUUUCGACACUGCUGUUUUUCUUUUUUUUUUUUGUUAAACUUGGAAAAUGCUUUUGGGUACUCGCUGGUCUGGUACAUGCUUAAUGAACUAAUUUUUGGCACAAAUGGUAGGUGAUAUGUCGAGGUGCUCUUCUGAUAACCUUAUCUUUGAGGAUGAGUCAGAGAAGGGGAGCAAUGCUCUCCUGGCUCGCGCAUGGUCGCCUGGCUGGCGCAAUGCUGAUAAGGCACUGGCUGCCUUUGUCAAUGGGCCUCUGAUUGAGUAUUCUGUGAAUCGUAAGAAAGCCGACAGCACAACAACGUCUCUCCUUUCGCCUCAUCUUCAUUUUGGGGAGAUCAGCGUCCGAAAGGUCUUUCACCAGGUUCGAAUGAAGCAGCUCGUCUGGGCUAAUGAUGGAAAUGUUGAUGGUGAAGAGAGCAUCAACCUGUUUCUCAAGUCUAUUGGUCUUCGGGAAUACUCGAGAUACAUGAGCUUUAAUCACCCUUGCAGCCACGAAAGGCCGCUCCUUGCCCACCUUAAAUUCUUCCCUUGGGUGAUCGACGAGGGUUAUUUUAAAGCGUGGAGACAGGGCAGGACUGGCUACCCCCUGGUGGAUGCAGGCAUGAGAGAGCUCUGGGCAACAGGCUGGCUACAUGACCGGAUACGAGUUGUAGUCUCCAGCUUCUUUGUCAAGGUUCUCCAGCUUCCGUGGAGAUGGGGAAUGAAAUACUUCUGGGACACUCUGUUGGAUGCAGACCUCGAAAGUGAUGCUUUGGGUUGGCAGUACAUAUCUGGAUCACUCCCUGAUGGGCGUGAACUUGACCGUAUUGACAAUCCCCAGGUGCAUACGCUUUCAAUGAAUUACCAAUUUUCCAAGGAUAAUUUUUCUCUAGGCUCUAAUCAAACAUGCAGUCUCAUGCUCACAACCCUGAUCAGAAUUUAGUUCUAUGUCUCCUAGUCGAUGAGUUCCUAUCUUCUUUUCAUUGUGACCAUCUUGAAAAUUCUCAACUUUCCAAUCAUUUUGUCUAAAACUGAUAAAAUGAAAUAUAUAUAUCUCUUUUUUUACCCUAAAUGUUAUGACGGCUUGAUGUUGUCUGGGGCAUUCAUGUUAUUUUCCUUCUUUAAAAUGAUCUCUUUUACAGUUUGAGGGCUAUAAGUUCGACCCGAAUGGAGAGUAUGUCCGGCGUUGGCUUCCUGAACUGGCCCGGCUGCCCACUGACUGGAUUCACCAUCCCUGGAAUGCACCCGAGUCAGUGCUUCAAGCCGCAGGAAUCGAGUUGGGAUCCAAUUACCCCCUCCCAAUUGUGGAGAUAGCUGCAGCCAAAGCCCGCAUUCAGGAAGCUAUUGUAGAGAUGUGGCAACUGGAGGCUGUUUCAAGGGCGACAGUCGAGAAUGGAACUGAAGAAGGCCUCGGCGAUUCUUCCGACGUAGCUCCGAUUGACUUUCCCCAAGAUAUCCAGAUGGAAGUUGAACGGGAGCCUGUGAGGGCCAACAAUGCAGGGGUCAUGGCUCGGAGGAACGAGGACCAGAUGGUUCCCAGCAUGACUUCUUCUCUGGUCAGGGAUGAUGAAGAGGUCUCCGUUGAUCUUCGGAACAGCCACAACGACAACAGAACAGAAGUGCCCGGAAACAUGGGCUUCCAUCCAGAGCCUCUGAGAGAUGCAGCGAACCAGGGUGGAGCUGCCCCAGUUGGAGAAAAUAAUAAUGCUCAUCGGUUCAACCCAAUUGGGUUGGAAGAUGCCGCGGACUCCACAUCAGAGUCGUCGAGCAGUUGGACGGCGAGAGACGGUGGGGUGGUUCCCGUAUGGUCGCCGCCGAUGGUCUCCAGCCACUCGGAGCAUUUCAUGGGGGAAGAUGGGGGGGGAGGCAGCGGCGGCGGCAGCUACAUCCGAAGGCACCAGCCAUCUCACCAGCUGAUGAAUUGGAGCCAGCUUUCUCACACCAGGUGAACUGAUAUCCAUAUCUUAUUACAGAAUCUAGGAGCCAGUGAUUUCGCCCCGCUUAUGUACAUGGUGCCGUUAGCAAAACCAUGGCAUCUAGCCCAUCAGCUCCAAGGAGAAUUUUGAAUCUCCCUGGUUCCGAGUUCUAUCGUUGACCCAUCGGCCCUUUUUCUGGUAAAGAGCAGCUCUGGUUAACGAAGAUCAGAGCCCCGCCUGCCACCAUGGCUCUUGAAGACCGAGAGGUCUCAAUUCCAUGCACUUGCUGCCGAUCCCCAGAGGGUUUAAACUCGUUGGGAGAUUUUCCCGCACAACUGUCAUCUUCUCUCACAGCUUUCUCUUAAUUUCAUCCAUGCGGUCGCAUCCCUCUGAUGGCUGGUUAUUCUCCACAGGACGAGGAGCUGGGAGGUGGAGAACACCCUGCAACCAAACGCCAUCGGCUAG